UGAGACCCGCCCUUUCGCUCUCUAAGAGAGGAAGGACUCGCGAAGGUCACCCGAGAAGCGAUUGCAGCCGAAAAGAUAGAGACGCGCCAAGGGGGAAAACUCGUUUGGCAGGACCGGUCGAGAUCUUGAAGAAUUAUUGGGAUUCUUAUAUUCGUCCGCGUUCUUGAAUUCCCCGCACGUUCGAACGCGCGACAUUUCCUUAGGAUGCCUCACGAAGCUAUAUCUAUCUGAUUAGACGAGUACAGGAGAAAUGGCAACUCGAUCGAAAGAAUGAAAAUAAUGUGUGGAAGAAGGGAAAUUUUCACUCAAACCGAAACUCAUAUAAACCGAUCAAGACCCAAGAGUUUUCUUUCGGAAAGUUAAAUCGGCUUUUUGCCGAUGGUCGUGUACGUCUUGUAUUAGGCGGCUAUGCGGAUAUCUUUAGGGAUGUAAAACUUUAAACUUUUUCUCUUUUCGAGACAGUAAUAACUUUUAUCCUUUUCAUGAUUAAUAUAUAUAUAUAUAUUAUUUUUUCCGAAUCAAAUUAAGAGAAUUAGAAAGAAUAAGAUCGAUCUUUUCACUUCCAACGGAAGAAAUUCGUUCGUAAGAAUCCUGAUCUUAACCCUUACGCCAACCCGUCGCGACAUUAUUUUCCUACUAUCACGGAGCUCGUAUAGUUGACGCUCUAUAGUCGCUCGUUCUUUCUAGAAAAUCCAAAUCUUCGGGAAUCGAAUCCGAUCGCGCGGUGAAAGGUGCGGAAAGCGGACUAUACGAUGGCACAGAUAAUACGAACGAUCUACGAUGGUUAUCGGGACUUGAUGGACAAUAAGAGUGACCCAAGGGUCAACGAUUGGGCCAUGAUGAGCGAUCCCUUUCCUACGCUCUUCGUUUGUUUAUUUUACGCUUACUUCGUCAAGGUACUCGGGCCAAGGUUUAUGGAAAAUCGCAAGCCUUUCGACCUUAGAAACUUCAUGAUACUUUAUAAUCUCUUCCAAGUGAUCUUUUCCUCUUGGUUGUUUUACGAGUGUUUGGCGUCCGGUUGGUGGGGAGCCUACUCGUUCAGAUGCCAACCGGUAGAUUACUCGGACAAUCCAAUGGCAAUGAGAAUGGCUCGUGGCUGUUGGUGGUAUUACUUUUCCAAGUUCACCGAGUUCAUGGACACGAUCUUCUUUGUUCUGCGAAAGAAAAAUAACCACAUUUCAACGUUGCACGUGAUUCACCACGGAUGCAUGCCAAUGUCGGUCUGGUUCGGCGUCAAGUUCACACCAGGCGGUCACAGUUCCUUCUUCGGCCUCUUAAACACGUUCGUACACAUUAUUAUGUACUCUUAUUAUCUCCUCGCUGCUCUCGGACCAAAGAUCCAACCGUACCUAUGGUGGAAAAAAUAUUUGACGAGCCUGCAAAUGAUUCAAUUUGUUUUCGUCAUGAUUCACGCCUUCCAAUUGCUCUUCAUCGAUUGCAAUUACCCGAAAGCUUUCGUAUGGUGGAUCGGCAUGCACGCGAUCAUGUUUUACUUCUUGUUCCGUGACUUUUACAUCGGGGCUUACAAGAAGAAGAAAAACGCGAUAAGGAAACGGCAAGAGGAAAGUGGGAAAGAGGAAGAAGAAAAAGAAGCGAGAAGGAAAAAAGAAGAAAAGUACGAACGCGAGUCCAUGCGAAAUCGUCUUAAGGAGAACGAUCUUAUUUAUGCGAAUCAAUAUAAAAUGGCGACCGGGUACAUUUCGGACGAGGGCCUAAGAAAUCGCGUUUUUAUCGACAACCGAGGAUUGUCCGACGAAUGAGAAUGCGAUAAGAACGAAUGCGAUAAGGACGCUGAUUGGCUAUUAAUAAUCGAGACUCGCGUCGACGCGGAAUCCUCUUCGAAACGGCAGCACAAAUAAUAGACUUUCUUCAUUGCGGUGCGUGUGUGUGUGUGCGUGCAUCCCAAUGGAUAAGAGAGAGAGAGAGAGUGAGAGAGAGGGAGAGGGAGGGAGCUCCUUUCCUCACGAAGGGAACAGCGCGCAUUUCCAUAAAAGACUAUAUUUCCUUCCCCGAACAUGCCCGAAACAUCGUGGGAAAUUGAAAAGCUCGAAAGAGAUAUCGUAGAGUUUUUUCUUUUUUCGAAGCAAAACGACGUUUGGCUCGAUACGUUCAUCUGUGAUAAUCAUUGCCUCGUGCUAAUCCAUACUUUAUCAUUUUUCAUUAUAUUGGAUCUGAUGCGACGCAAUGAGGUGACGCAGGGCAAUCGGCACGUGUUACGAUGGAGGAAAGAAGAAGAAAAAGAAGAAGUAAAGAAAAAUAAAAAGAAUAAAGGGGAUAAAAUGAAAUAAA
Molecule: messenger RNA, 2289 nt
Organism: Vespa crabro (European hornet)
Lineage: Eukaryota; Metazoa; Arthropoda; Insecta; Hymenoptera; Vespidae
Product: elongation of very long chain fatty acids protein AAEL008004-like
Exons: 4
Coding region: 753-1760 (335 amino acids)
Biological process (GO): fatty acid elongation, polyunsaturated fatty acid; very long-chain fatty acid biosynthetic process; fatty acid elongation, monounsaturated fatty acid
Cellular component (GO): endoplasmic reticulum membrane
Molecular function (GO): fatty acid elongase activity
Source: RefSeq, a predicted model, not a curated record